Molecule: messenger RNA, 2257 nt
Organism: Puma concolor (puma)
Lineage: Eukaryota; Metazoa; Chordata; Mammalia; Carnivora; Felidae
Gene: SLC39A6
Product: solute carrier family 39 member 6
Biological process (GO): zinc ion import across plasma membrane; intracellular monoatomic cation homeostasis
Cellular component (GO): plasma membrane
Molecular function (GO): monoatomic cation:bicarbonate symporter activity; zinc ion transmembrane transporter activity
Source: RefSeq, a predicted model, not a curated record
AUGGCGAGGAAUUUAUCUGUAAUCUUGAUUCUGACCCUCACCCUGUCAGUCACAAAUCCCCUCCACGAACUAGAACCAGCAACUGCUUUCCCUCAGACCACUGAGAAAAUUAUUACAAAUUGGGAAUCUGGCAUUAACAUUGACUUGGCAGUCACCACACGGCGACAUCAUCUACAGCAGCUUUUCCAUCGCUAUGGAGAAAAUAAUUCCUUGUCAGUUGAAGGAUUCAGGAAAUUGCUUCAGAAUAUAGGCAUAGAUAAGAUUAAAAAAAUCCAUAUACACCAUGACCACGACCAUCACUCUGACCAUGAUCACCAUUCUCACCGUAAUCAUGCUCCUUCCAAUAAAAAUAAUCGGAAAGCUCUUUGCCCAGACCAUGAGCCUGAUAGUUCGGGUAAAGAUCCCAGAAACAGCCAGGGAAAAGGAUCUCACCGAUCAGAACAUGCUAACAGUAGAAGGAAUGUUUUAAUCAAGGAUGGUGUCACGGCUAGUGAAGUGACCUCCACUAUGUAUAACACUGUCUCUGAAGGAACUCACUUUCUAGAGACAAUAGACACUCCAAAACCUGGAAAACUUUUCCCCAAAGAUGUGAGCAGUUCUACUCCACCCAGUAUCACAGAAAAAGGCCGGAUGAGCCAGCUGGCCAGUAGGAAAACAAAUGAAUCUGUUAGUGAGCCCAGAAAAGGCUUUAUGUAUUCCAGAAACACAAAUGAAAAUACUCAGGAGUGUUUCAAUGCGUCCAAGUUACUCACGUCUCAUGGCAUGGGCAUCCGGGUUCUGCUGAAUGCAACAGAGUUCAACUAUCUCUGCCCAGCCAUCAUCAAUCAAAUUGACGCUAGAUCGUGUCUAAUUCAUACAACGAGUGAAAAGAAAGCUGAAAUCCCUCCAAAGACCUAUUCUUUACAAAUAGCCUGGGUUGGUGGCUUUAUAGCCAUUUCCAUCAUCAGUUUCCUGUCCUUGCUGGGCGUUAUCUUAGUGCCUCUCAUGAAUCGGGUGUUUUUCAAGUUUCUCCUAAGUUUCCUUGUGGCACUGGCUGUCGGGACAUUGAGUGGUGAUGCUUUUUUACACCUCCUCCCACAUUCUCACGCAAGUCACCAGCACAGUCACAGCCAUGAAGAACCAGCAAUGGAAGCGAAGAGAGGGCCACUUUUCAGUCAUCUGUCUUCUGAAAACAUAGAAGAAAGUACCUAUUUUGAUUCCACGUGGAAGGGUCUGACAGCUCUGGGUGGCUUGUAUUUCAUGUUUCUCGUCGAACAUGUGCUCACAUUGAUCAAGCAAUUUAAAGAUAAGAAGAAAAAGAAUCAGAAAAAACCUGAAAAUGAUGAUGAUGUGGAGAUUAAGAAGCAGCUGUCCAAGUAUGAAUCUCAACUUUCAACAAAUGAGGAGAAAGUAGAUGCAGACGAUCGACCUGAAGGCUAUUUACGAGCAGACUCACAGGAGCCUUCCCACUUUGAUUCUCAACAGCCAGCAAUCUUGGAAGAAGAAGAGGUCAUGAUAGCUCAUGCUCAUCCGCAAGAAGUCUAUAAUGAAUAUGUACCCCGAGGGUGCAAGAAUAAAUGCCAUUCGCAUUUCCAUGAUACCCUCGGCCAAUCAGACGAUCUCAUUCACCAUCAUCAUGACUAUCAUCAUAUCCUCCACCACCACCACCACCAAAACCACCACCCCCACAGCCACAGUCAGCGCUACUCUCGGGAGGAGCUGAAAGACGCCGGCAUCGCCACAUUGGCCUGGAUGGUGAUAAUGGGCGACGGCCUGCACAAUUUCAGCGAUGGCCUGGCAAUUGGGGCUGCUUUUACUGAAGGUUUAUCAAGUGGUUUAAGUACUUCUGUUGCUGUGUUUUGUCACGAGUUGCCACAUGAAUUAGGUGACUUUGCUGUUUUACUAAAGGCUGGCAUGACUGUUAAGCAGGCUGUUCUUUAUAAUGCUCUGUCAGCCAUGCUGGCAUAUCUUGGAAUGGCAACGGGAAUCUUCAUUGGUCAUUAUGCUGAAAAUGUUUCUAUGUGGAUAUUUGCACUUACUGCUGGCUUAUUCAUGUAUGUUGCUCUGGUUGAUAUGGUACCUGAGAUGCUGCACAAUGAUGCUAGUGACCAUGGAUGUAGCCGCUGGGGAUAUUUCUUUUUACAGAAUGCUGGAAUACUUUUGGGUUUUGGAAUUAUGUUGCUUAUUUCCAUAUUUGAACAUAAAAUUGUGUUUCGUAUAAAUUUCUAAUUAGGGUGUAAAUUCUAGAGUAGCUUAAAAAAUAUAGCUGUCUGUAGUU